GACGCGCUUUGAUUACAUAUGCUGUGAGCACAAGUGUGUUGUCUCGAUCUCAACAGAACUAUCAUAUAAACGCUGUGCUUUAGAAUCUAUGAUCUUUUCCCUAAGAUGAUCCCUUUCAGCAAGUUGUUGGCUAAAGUGGAAAGGCUGAAGACUUGCCUAUUAUUUGCUCCACUAGGUUCUUCUUCAUACUUCACUAAAGCAUGGCUAUCUAGUAAAAUCUCUAAACAUCAUGAGAGAAACAUUCUCCUGAUGGGUCCUCCUGGAGCAGGGAAGACCUGUGUGGGGAAGAUUGUGGGACACAUGUUAGGGAUGCCUGUUAUUGAUAUUGAUGAUGACGUUCUUGAAAAAACAUGGAGUAUGAGUGUGUCAGAGAAGCUCUUUGAGGUGGGUGGAGAGCGUUUCAUUGAAGAAGAAGGUCAAGCAGUCUGCAACUUCACUGCGACAGAAAGUGUCAUUUCACUGACUGGCUCCAAUCCACUGCAUAUGGACGCCAUGCAGCAUCUGAAGCGCUCUGGACUGGUCGUGUAUCUGGAUGUGGAUAUAGAGGAUAUUUUGUUAAGGCUCUCCAGAAUGAAGUUGAACAGAAUCGUUGGUCAGGACACUGGUGUUUCUAUGCGAGAGAUAUUACAGUACAGGAAACAGUUUUAUGAGAAAUGGCUGGAUGCUCGAGUGCUUUGUGGGACUGGAGACUCUGUUGAGGAAGUGGCCGAUAAAGUUCUGAGGACUCUCAGUAGGUAUGAGGACUCAGAAUCAGAGACGUUUGUCUCAACAAGAAGCCUUGAGUCAAGUAAAAAUGAUGUUGCAACAAGUGACCCCAAGUUCUUUAGUGAUGUUGUUGUAGAGGGUCUUGCACCAGAUGGAGGACUUUACGUACCAAAGAAAGGAUUUCCCAAACUGGAACCUUCUGUGUGGUUGAGAAUCGCCGACUUGCCAUAUGCUAGCAGAGCUUUGACCAUAUUGGAAAACUGUAUCCAUCCAAUGGAUGUGUCUGCUGUAGAUUUGAGUGCAAUGGUGCAUCGUGCCUAUGGGCGAAACUUCGCUAGUCAAUCAGUUGUACCUCUUAAACACCUAACCGAGAAUCAGUAUAUUCUUGAACUUUUCCACGGCCCCACUGCGUCUUUCAAAGACCUUGCUCUGCAACUAAUGCCACAACUUUUUGCACACUGCCUUCCGCAGAUGUGCAACUACCUCAUUCUUGUCGCAACAUCUGGGGACACCGGAAGCGCAGUGUUGAAUGGCUUCAGGAAUCUCAAAGACUGUGACCGUGAGAGGAUCGGUGUACUUGUGUUCUUUCCAGAGAAGGGCGUGAGCGAAAUUCAGAAGCUACAGAUGACCGGGUUUCAAGACAGCAAUGCCAGGUCUGCCAGCAUCUUGUCCGAUUUUGAUUUCUGCCAGAGGACCAUUAAGCGAAUGUUUGGGGACUCAAGCUUGACGGGACACAUAGCAGUUGAAUAUGCCACGGUUCUUAGCACGGCAAACUCAAUAAACUGGGCUCGACUGCUGCCACAGGUGGUGUACCACUGUUCAGCGUACCUGGACCUGCUUCGAAAUCGAGUGCUGAAGUUUGGUGAUCCCAUUGAUGUGUGCAUCCCAACUGGAAACUUUGGCAAUGCCAUGUCAGCCUUGUACGCAAAACAAAUGGGAAUUCCAAUACGGAAGGUGAUCUGUGCAUCCAAUCAAAACUGCGUUGUAUCCGACUUUAUCGCUAGCGGCAAAUACGAUCUCAGCGGCAGGAAGUUGCUUGUUUCAAACUCUCCUGCCAUAGAUAUCCUCAUGUCUUCGAAUCUUGAGAGAUUUAUCCAUUAUGUGUCCGAUGGGGAUGGGGGUCUUGUCAGAGAUCUGUUCUUGAAUCUAGAAAGAGAUCAGUUCUUUAAAGUACCAGAGGAUUUACGGCAGAAGAUUCAUCUGGAAGUUCAAGCAGGUUGGUCCUCAGAGGUCGACUGUUUGCAGGCUAUUUGUGAGGUGCAUGCAAGAACAGGCUACAUUAUGGACACUCACACAGCAGUUGGCAAAGUGGUCGCCGACCAUUUGCAUGACAAAACCUGCCCGCUUGUGAUAUGCUCCACUGCACACCAUGGGAAGUUUGCCCCAGCUGUCUUAAAAGCUCUCCAGUGUCCAGAUAUCCCACAGGACCCUGUUAAGCAGUUAGAGAAACUCUGCAUCAUUGGAGGACGAGAACAGAUGCAUGACGCUCUGCUGAAGUGUUUAAGAAACAGUGGAAAUCAUCUGCAUAAAGUGUGCCCAGCUGAUUUUAGUAUGCUUGCAGAUGAAGUAGAAACUAUGAUACAAGACUCAUUUCUGAAAGUUUAGUGAGAUCCGCAAUACUGUGAAUAUCCUAUAGAUGGAGAUGUAUGUCAAGAAACUGUUCAUCAGUUCAUGCAAUUCUUUGCACACAGAGGCAUGAUUGCAGUGUCAUAUAUUUUUACAGUGCAGUUCUGCUAGUGUCACAAUGUUCAGAUUGAAAUACUGUGCAAUACAGUUUUAUAUACAUCUUAUUAUUUCAAGUAGUAUGAGAAACAAUGCAACAAUAAACAAUUCAAACAGU
Messenger RNA from Xyrauchen texanus (razorback sucker), 2545 nucleotides. RefSeq names its product threonine synthase-like 1. Gene Ontology annotation, molecular function: pyridoxal phosphate binding. Bases 106 to 2310 code for a protein of 734 amino acids. Gene Ontology annotation, biological process: amino acid metabolic process. The record is from RefSeq and is a predicted model, not a curated record. The transcript has 2 exons. Gene Ontology annotation, cellular component: cytoplasm. NCBI's taxonomy places the organism in Eukaryota, Metazoa, Chordata, Actinopteri, Cypriniformes, Catostomidae.